GCGACAAAACAGGACAAACACUGAGGGGGUGAAUACUUUUGCAAGGCACUGUAUCUGCUGUAAAAGAGUAAAGAAAAAUAAUGACAAUACAACACCAGGACAUUAAUGACAUUAUAUCCUCAGGAGAACGAAUUAAUAUUAUUUAAUUAGUGUGUGUGUAAACACCAGGGGUGAAAAUAAGCUGGUCUUGGCCGGUCCGGUGUACCACUAAAAGAUUUGGCCGUGCCGAAAAGAAAAAUAUACUGUCUCUGAAAAAAAAAAAAAAACACUUUCAGCAUAACAACACACCUGCUAACGUCAAUUCCUUCCGUGUUUCACUCGACAAACAACAUUCGAGAUAGUGCGAGCCACUGCUUAACCAUCUUGCGCCAACGUGCGCAGCUGCUAUCCAAAGUGUUUUAGUAGACAGACGUUUGUUGCAAAGCCUCCCAAAUAAAAAACAACAUAUACAGAAACAUAUGUUGAUGUUUCAAUAUUCUAUUAUGUGUGCAGUGUUUCACUGGACAAACAACGAGCGAGCUACAGCGCGUGUACGGCUUAACCAGAUGUUGUGCAAUAACGUGCGCAGCUGGUAAUCAAAGUGUUUUAGCAACAGACGUUAGUUGCAAAGCCUCCCAAAUAAAAAGGCAUAUAAAGAAACAUGUUAAUGUUUCAUGAUAGGCUAUUUAAAAAUUACUUUGAUCAGAAUUCGUAAAUCGAGUGGAAGUUGGGGCAAAGAUUCUAGAUUACUGUCUGGUUGGAGCGAGCAGAGUAACUAGGCUCCCAAUGCAUGGCACGUGCACUGAGAACACACGCACUUACUGUAGAACACACGCACUUUCUCAAACGUUCCGACACACCCGUGGCAAAAUACAAAGAAUCCCAAAAAACACCAACAGAAAACCACAACGAUAUAUUUGAUAAAAUAAGGAAGAGAGGACAACUUUUACCUAAAAACUUUCACUUUUCUGUUCUGUUACACUGUUCUGUGUCCAAUGUCCAAAAUGAAAAGUUAGUUUUGAACUGUUCAGCUAAAAAAAUUUAAUUAAAACGAUUGUGUUGUUGAAAUGAUGUGUUUGUCUGUGAAGAUUCUCAGUCAUCCAGGUACAUAGUAAUCUGUGGUUGGUAUCCAUGAGAGGAUAAAUACCUGAUACUCCCUAUUAGUCAGACAGAACUGAGGAAGCCUUUCGGAUGAGAGGUGAAAAGUUUUCAAGAAUCUUCAAGCAAGUCCAGUUGCUCUCUUCUACCAACCACAGAUUACUACGUACCUGGAUGACUGAGAAUCUUCACAGACAUGUUUCUACGCACUUUGGGAUGAGAUCCCUUCGACUGGUGCGGGAGUAUGAGAGGACUUCCAGAAAACUGGCAGACAUCUUAGCCAGAGAGGAUCGUUCAUUUUUGUCAACCUGAAACGACCAUCACUGAACAGAGGUGGGCGUCUAUGACAUCUUUUAUCAGCCACCUACAAUGCAGCCAUCAGCAUUCUGAUUCUAUGAUGAUCCAUGAGAGGAUAAAUACUGGAUACUCCCUAUUAGUCAGACAGAACUGAGGAUGCCUUUCGGAUGAGAGGUGAAACGUCUUCAAGAAUCUUCAAGCAAGUCCAGUUGCUCUCUUCAACCAACCGCAGAUUAAUAAUGAUGUGUUUGCAAUUUAUUUAUAAUCAAAAACUGAUACAGGUGGAUGAAAGAGUGAUAGUGUGAUAAAGUACUAUACUAGUACUACUGAGUGAUAAGAAGUCCUAGUGAAUGCUUGAUAAGUAGACAAUAAUAAAUAAUUAGGUGUAUUUUUCGGCACGCGCACUAUGACUCAAAAUAAUAUACCGGCAAGAAAUAAAAGUUACUGUCACCACUGAGUAAACACACUCAUGUCAUGGUGAUAUGUGACAAUAUUUUUUUUUCUUACAAGUUUGGUUUUCUUACAGAAAUUGCAGGUAUUUUAUAAAUGAUUGAUUGUGUAGAGAAAAUCUCUGUCCUAUCUGACCUCAGGUUUAAUCCUGAAUAAUAGCAGCAGUGAUGAGUGUUCAUGUAAACAUUAUUACCUUUAAUAGAUUAUUCUCUGGGGCGGCAUGGUGGUGUAGUGGUUAGCGCUGUCGCCUUACAGCAAGAAGGUCCGGGUUCGAGCCCUGUGGCCGGCGAGGGCCUUUCUGUGUGGAGUUUGCAUGUUCUCCCCGUGUCUGCGUGGGUUUCCUCUGGGUGCUCCGGUUUCCCCCACAGUCCAAAGACAUGCAGGUUAGGUUAACUGGUGACUCUAUGUGAGUGUGAAUGGUUGUCUGUGUCUAUGUGUCAGCCCUGUGAUGACCUGGCGACUUGUCCAGGGUGUACCCCGCCUUUCGCCCGUAGUCAGCUGGGAUAGGCUCCAGGUUGCCUGCGACCCUGUAGAACAGGAUAAAGUGGCUACUGAUAAUGAGGUGAGAUGAGAUUAUUCUCUCUAAAGCAGGUUUCAAACAAGAUGUCAUUUGUUUUGAUAUUUUAAAAUAUCAUUUUUUUGUCGUUAAACCACCAAAAACAACAGCAACACCAACAACCACAUAGUGCACUUCUUCUGGCGCACGCGACCAUCAAUCUAACCUAUGAUUGCGUGAGAUGUUUGUGCUCUUGCACAUGCGCAGUGCAGAAGCUGGUUGUGGCACGAGCUGAGUGUUGUUAUUGUUGAGGUUUGAGUUCGGUCCAUGACGGUGUGUAUAGGUUGUUUGUUGAACAUGAUGAGCGCUUGAGGAGACCUGGCAGGUGAGCAUCUCAGGUAAUGAUCAGGUAAACACUGACUGCUCUAAAACCCAAAGCAGGUGAAGUGGAGCUCGCAGUCUGGACUCGGAUUUGCUUUGGUUUGUUUUUUUCGGAACAGAGUGAGUAUUAAUAUUUCAUUCCGCGUUAAAGUUGUAUAUUUAUCGUGAAUAAACGUCGCAGUGUGUUUUUGUACCGAGCCGCACCUCGCUUUAAUUCUCUCAGGGAUAAAGAUGAUCGAUCCGCCGGGCGUGCUUUGGGUCGAGCUCCAAUUUAAGGAAAAGAUGAGUAAUUAGGGAACGUGGGUCGAUGUGGGUCAUUGACGGCGUUUUGGCGCCACCUUGUGGGCACUUAUAUGAGUAACAUCUCGUCGCUUUACAUUAACGUGAUUUAUUUUUCUGAUUCUAAGCACAAAAACAUCAACACUGUGGCAACUCUUGUAAAUGAAAGGUAGAAUUAAUGUGAAAAUUAUACUUUUAAUACUCACUCACUGUCCACUUAUUAGGAACACCUGCACGUUCAUGCAGUUAUCUCAUCAAUCACGUGGCAGCAGCAGCAGCACAAUCCCAGCUAGCAUGUAUAUAGUGGACCACUGGUGGCUUUUGGACGGCAAGCCGUCGGUGGUAUGCCAGCCGUGGUCCGAAGUCGGGCCGCUGCCUAGCACAAAUCACAGCUCGGGGCGUGAGUGGCUUUUGGUUGGCGCCCCGCGAUGGUGCGCGAGGAUUCGAAUCCACUGCGCAAGACAGUGGCGGCUCGCCAUCCUUGGACCGCUGAAGGACCGCUACCCAUAGACGACAACGGACGGAAGAACCAGCCACAACUUAAUAGGACUAGGUCACCAAGAGUACAAGUCUGUAAGAAAUGUAUGUAGUCGUUUCCUUCCCCGCGGAGGGCUUGUUUUUUGUGGUGCCUGUUUCAUGGCUCAUAGAAGAUAAAUGUUACUGGCCUCCCUUUAAAACGCUGGACAAGGUAAAAAAGGCUGCCCUACAAAAUGAAACCCCUGACCCCAACUGUUGGACACUUCAUCCAGUUGAGGUGCUUAAAGUUAAAGACACAUACGAAAAGGCCCACGGCCACUACCUUAAAGCAAAAAGAGGAGAGAAGCUGGAGACAGAUGAGGAGACCAUGAAAAGAAAAAGAAAGCCAAACAUGAAAUUCAUCCAAUCCAGUGAUGAAGAAGAUGACUGUCCCUAUUUCCCUCCGGCUCCAAAAAUUCGGCGACUGCCAGAGAAAAUUUCUGUACCAAAUUCAGAGUUUACCAGCCAGGCACCACAGGUCCCAACCACCACCACCCUGCCUCUACCACCACCACCACAACUCCCACCUCUACCACCACUACCACAGCGCCCACCCAGCCAUGAAGUGUACAGUCAAUCACACAGAACCCCUUCAGUCACCAGGACCAGUACUUACCCUGCAGUGUUGUCCAACCAAGCAGCCAGUCCCCCGUUGGAAACCUCACAUCUUUUUCUGACAUCCAGCCAUGGAGAGUUUACCAGUCAGGCACCACAGCUCCCCACCACCACCACCCUGCCUCUACCACCACCAUCACCUCUACCACCACUACCACAGCUUCCAACGAUUUCACCUCUGCCAGCACCACCACAGCUUCCAUCGAAGUCACCUCUUUUUCGAACAUCCAGCCAUGGAGAGUUUACCAGUCAGGCACAGCAUCAUCCAUCAAAUCAGCAAAUCAGCAUCCAGCAAGAUUUUUGCAGACUUGUUCUGCAGCACCUCCGGACGAUUGAGGAGGAGGUUAAGGAGGUUAAGCAGCAGGUGGCUGCAAAUACGGCCAUUCUGCAGAAGCUAGGGGGUGCUGGUGUGGCAGACCUUUGCCUCGUCCAGGAAACCAACAUGCCCCUCAGUAACCUGGAGGAACUGGAGGAGCUGGAGAGGCAGCUUGGGUCUGACAUUGACCUGAAAAACCAACUGGUGAACAUACUUGCUGUUUUGGGGGGGAAAACCACCAAAGACGCGGUGAAGAGGAUGUUGGGCCGUAUUUUGAGGAAGUCCCUGGCGCUUCAAAUAAAUUGGACUGGUGCUGGAGGAAAGGUGGCGUUCAAGUCUUUACACCUGAAGAAUGUGUUACACAGAGCUGUUAGGAGAGUGGUGCACACAGCAACAGAAGAGGACCUGCAAAAAGAAGUUGCGAAGUACCUAAAGGGGGCAGCUGACCGAGAGGGAGGGAGAAAAGACAGGCAGAAAAAAGUGGGCAAUGGGGAGAUGGGGAAUAUUUGAACUAGUCAUUUUAUAUUUAUGUAUUAUAUAUUUAUUAUAAAUUGUUCAUAUUUAUUUAUUUACUUACUUCAAACUGUAAAAACAUAAAAAAAAUAUUGAACCUGGCUGAUCUUUAAAUGUGACGUUGUUAAUUGUUAUUUAUUUGUUUGUUUAUUUAUUUAUUUAAAACCGUAGACACAUUGAAAAAACAAAAAUGUAUUGAACCUGGCUGGUCUUUAAAUGUGAUAUUAUAAAUUAUUAAUUGUUAUUUAGUUAUUUAUUUAUUCAUAUAAAAACCGUUAACACAUUAAAAAUAAACAAAAUGUAUUGAA
Messenger RNA from Neoarius graeffei (lesser salmon catfish), 5248 nucleotides. RefSeq names its product actin-binding protein WASF2-like. The coding region runs from base 3561 to 4937 and encodes 458 amino acids. The record is from RefSeq and is a predicted model, not a curated record. NCBI's taxonomy places the organism in Eukaryota, Metazoa, Chordata, Actinopteri, Siluriformes, Ariidae. The transcript has 13 exons.